Messenger RNA from Prunus persica (peach), 1485 nucleotides. RefSeq names its product aspartic proteinase CDR1. The coding region runs from base 1 to 1485 and encodes 494 amino acids. Lineage: Eukaryota; Viridiplantae; Streptophyta; Magnoliopsida; Rosales; Rosaceae. The record is from RefSeq and is a predicted model, not a curated record. The transcript has a single exon. Gene Ontology annotation, cellular component: extracellular region.
AUGGCAUCUGCAGACACUAGAGGAGGCCUUCCUCUUUUACACAAUUAUUAUGGUGCAAUGAGUAUGAUUUUGAUCAUCAUUUAUCUGAUGGUAUGUCAUAAUUCAGCUACAGCUACAGCCUCAAGCAGUUCAAAUCUUAAUAAUGGUGGGUUCAGUGUCAAACUAAUCCGCAGAAACUCCCUAAAACCACCACUUUAUAAUCACAAUCAUAAAGCUUAUCGACGUCUCAUGGGGUCAUCCGACGACCAAACUACCCCACAAUCGGAAAUAAGGCGUGACAAGGAGGAUGGUGAGGGUGCACAACUUAUGAAGCUCUCAAUUGGAAGUCCACCCUAUGAGAUUUACGCCGUGGCUGAUACCGGCAGCACGCUAUUAUGGACACAGUGUGAACCAUGUCCAAAUUGCUACAAGCAGAAAAAUCCCAAGUUUGAUCCAAAAAAGUCCUCAUCAUACGGUACCCUGCCAUGUUCUGCAAAAGAAUGCACUUAUGCUAAUGGCACUGGCUAUACCUCCUGCUCAACUGAUGAUCAAAAGGUUUGCAAUUACAAUUACACUUACAUGGAUGAUUCACUAACACAAGGGGUAAUGGCCAAAGAGACAAUUACAUUUGGAUCCAGCUCGGGGAAGCCAGUUUCGUUCAAAAAUGUUGUGUUUGGUUGUGGACAUAACAAUACAGGGGAAACUUUUGGUAAAAAUGAAAUGGGAAUAGUAGGGCUUGGACUUGGGAACUUAUCAAUUAUUUCUCAAAUUUCUCCUUAUGUUGGAGGCAGAAAAUUCUCACAUUGUCUCGUGCCGUUCGAUCCGGAUCAUCCCAAUGAUGCAAGCAUCAUGAGUUUUGGGAAGGGGAGUGAGGUUUCAGGUGAAGGUGUGGUCUCAACACCUUUGAUCACCAAAGAUGGCAAGACCCAAUAUUUUGUUACAGUGGAGGGAAUUACUGUUGGAGAUAAGUUUGUGCCUUUUAACUCAUCAUGGUCUGUUUCAAAAGGGAACAUGUUUCUUGACUCAGGAACACAAGUGACAAUGUUGCCACAAGAUUUUUAUGACAGAUUGGUGACAGAAGUAAAGAAGAAGAUGGAACCGUCGUCAUUGAAACCGACCGAAGUAAAUGACCCGUCUGGAACUCUGCUUUGCUACAAUGCCACAACUAAUCCCAAAGCACCAAUGAUGACGGUGCAUUUUGAUGGCGGUGCUAAAGUGCAGCUAGCACCAGCACAAACGUUUUAUCAAAACAAACAAGAUAAGUUGUUCUGUUUUGGAACGCUCAACUCAAGCAAUCCAUUGAGUGAGGGUGUUGGUCUUUUUGGAAGCUAUGCUCAGUCAAAUUUCUUGAUUGGCUUCGACCUCGAGAAAAUGUUGGUCUCCUUCAAGGCAACUGAUUGCAGAAAGCCUAGCACUCGUACUGCUAAUGAUGCUUCUGCCACUCCCUUUUCGUAUUUCUUCAACUACCUUGUCAGUUUUAUUUUGGUUGCAAUUUUGUACUUCUAG